Geosmithia morbida is the source of this 3024-nucleotide messenger RNA. Its product is annotated as Glutamate or tyrosine decarboxylase or a related PLP-dependent protein. Gene Ontology annotation, biological process: carboxylic acid metabolic process. Bases 1 to 3024 code for a protein of 1007 amino acids. Lineage: Eukaryota; Fungi; Ascomycota; Sordariomycetes; Hypocreales; Bionectriaceae. The transcript is spliced from 7 exons. The record is from RefSeq and is a predicted model, not a curated record. Gene Ontology annotation, molecular function: pyridoxal phosphate binding; carbon-carbon lyase activity.
AUGCCUACCGAACUCCCCGAGGAAUACAGUGCCAUCCACUCGUACUUCAUCGGGCCGAAAGGGGCAAACCUCCCCGAUUUCAGAGCAAACAUAAAUACCGUCUUGGACGAGUUGCUCGAGGCUCGGCAGAACUACUACCCCAGUGAUCAGCGGUUCAUAACCAAAGAGGUCCGACGGUCCAAGAAGUUCCUGGAAGUGAGGGACAAUCUCAGACUCGCCACCCAGAAAGUUGCGCAGUUGCUGGGCGAGCACUCUGCUCCCUUCUGGUCCCCUCGCUAUGAAGCCCACAUGUGUACCGACCUGACCAUGUCGUCCCUCCUCGGUUACUUCAUGACCAUGCUGUACAACCCGAACAAUGUUGCCCUCGAGGCGAGCCCGAUGACCACGUUGGUGGAGUUGCGGGUCGGGAAGCAGCUGUGCAAGUUAUUUGGGUACAAGGUCGAUGAGAGAAAGGCUCCUUUCAAAGAGGAGGCGCCGCAGCCGCCAGUUGCCUGGGGCCACAUCACUUGUGACGGAACAAUUGCGAACCUGGAAUCUAUUUGGGUUGCACGAAAUCUGAAAUUUUACCCUCUCAGUCUAUUCCAGGCCGUUACCAAGGGCAAGCUAGCUUUCAUUGCGAAUGACUUCACCGUUAAGCCGUGCAGGAAGGACGAGCCGGAGAAGCUCUUCAAGGACAUGACGCCUUGGGAGCUUCUGAACCUCCGUCCCGAGACUGUUCUUGACAUGCCAACUACUCUGUACAACAGGUAUGGUAUCACCAGCGAGUUCCUGGAGAGCGUACUCAGAGACUACAACAUCCAGACGGUCGGUCGGAACGAGCUGGAGGACGCUUUUUCUAUCAAGGAUUCCAUGAAGUACUUUGUCGGAAAGACUCGUCACUAUUCCUGGCCAAAGGGAGCUGCCAUUGCCGGUCUCGGUUCUAAGAACAUGGUUGGAGUUGACAUUGAUGUCAGCGCCCGCGUCGAUAUUCCAAGCCUCAAGAGGAAUCUGCUUGAAUGUUUUGAGAAAAAAACGGCCGUGUACGCGGUCGUGGCCGUGAUCGGCUCGACCGAGGAAGGUGCCGUCGACAGACUGUCCGAGAUCGUCAACCUGCGGGCCACACUACAGGACGAAUACGGUCUAUCUUUCCUCAUCCAUGCCGAUGCAGCUUGGGGAGGAUACUUUGCCACCAUGCUGAGCCGCAACAGACCUCAUAAUAGCGACCCCGACGCUGGCUCGACCAACAAACCUGAUCCGGAGUUCCAUCUCGACCCGGAUACUCGAGAGGACUUGCGGGCCCUGGAAAACGCAGAUUCAAUCACCGUGGACCCUCACAAGGCUGGGUAUAUCCCGUAUCCGGCGGGGAGCCUCGUGUACCGGGAUGGGAGGAUGAGGUACCUGGUCACAUGGUCGAGCCCCUAUCUGUCUCAAGGAUCCGCCGAGAACAUUGGCGUCUACGGGGUUGAGGGCAGCAAACCUGGUGCGGCAGCCAUGUCAGCGUGGUUCUCUAACCAGACGAUCGGACUGCACAACCGUGGCUACGGAAUGCUACUAGGUGAAGCAACCUUCACUAGUGCUAGGCUCUCUGCAUACUACGCUACGAUGGUCACCGAUGAUUUUAUCUGCGUGCCUCUCAACAUGCUGAGGUCCGAGGAGCAAGGGAAGAACGGUUACCUUUCAGACACGGUGGAGAAGGAGAGGAGAAAGAUUCGGGAGCUCAUCAUCGGAAAGGAUGACAGUAAAAUAUUCAAGUCCCCUGAGGCGAUGGAGAUCAUCAGCAGGCUCGGUUCCGACACCAACAUCAACGCAUUUGCGCUCAACUGGAAGCACGAGGAUAAGACCCUGAACACAGAUCUGGAGGAGGCAAACUAUUUCAUGAAGAACAUUGUUGACAGGCUGUCCAUUACCAGCGGCGACACUGACCCAACUAAAAUCCCAAUCUUCCUGACAUCGACUCAGUUCUCGCACGACGACUACGGGAAAUGCGUGGAUGCCUUCAUAGAGAGGAUCGGCGUCACCAAGACCAAUCAGAGCCUUUUUGUUCUGCGAAACGUCGUCAUGAGUCCGUUCCCGACCCACAAGAACUUUCUCAGCGAGUUGAUGGUCGACUUGCAGAAGGUGAUCCGAGAGGAGGUCGAAGUGUGUCGCAAGAGAAACGCCCGAGGCAAGAAGCAAGAGAUCCAGUUCCUGGUCCAGGGGUCCUCGGCAGAGCCCACUGUGUUCCUUGCCUUUCAGACAUCGUUCCACAGCGCGACCAGACGCCAGCAGAUUGUCUUCUCCGCAACGUUGGACCGGACCUUGCAGUCGGCGUACGAAUCGCUGAGGGAGGCAGAUGGAGACAAGCUCGCUAUCUUGAGAUCCACAGAAAAACACAGCAUCGAAGAAGUGGUCAACUCCGUUGGAAACAACAGUGCCUCGUUCCAGGCAAUCAUCAAAGAAGGAACGCAUGGAGAAAUUGAUAGAGCCACCACCAACCCCGGGACUGUGACGCUUAAAUCUGUUGUCAAGAGCCGACCUCUCAAUUCUGUCAACCAGGACGACAAAUAUCCCUCUGAUAUGAUGCCAUUCUAUCUGUAUGGUACACCGGAGAAUAUGCACGUUUCCCACGUUCUCGUCUACGCUCCAAACAUCGAUUUGUCGGCCAGCAACCUAGUGUUCUCUCCAGGACUCCCCGCUCGGGCCACAGCGCUGCUCUCGGAGGGUCUUAUCCUGGGCAUCACGAACAUCUCCGAGGAAGCGGUGCAACCGUUCCCGUCGAAAAAUACGAGCCUGCCCGAGGAAUUCUUCUUCCGCAAGGGCAGGACGUUCAACGUCAAAGUGUGGAAGGACCCCAAGGAUCCUAAGGCGAAGGGCCCGGGAUUACUCAAGCACCUAGGUAACCCCUUGUACACCGGUAAGAUGACACUAGGAAGGCACGUCGUAGUGGACGCGGAGGGUCCCAACGAGGACCCGUUCAAGCACAAGAAAGAAACGGAGAGCACAUGGCAGAACCAGCUGGAUACAAUUGGGGGCAUGCUGGAUGGCACAUCCGGAAUCAGGCGCUAG